CCUUUAUUCUCUAUUAUCUGACUUGCAAGAUUCAUUCACAAUGACAAACUACAAAACAGAUGCGUUACAGGCCUUCCAAAUCCUCUCAUCUGGAGGCAUCGCCAUCCUCCCCUUCAGCGUCGGAUACGGCGUGGUGGCCACAGAUCCAACUGCUCUGCACCGCAUCUUCACCACCAAACAGCGGGGAUCGCAUAAACGCCACGCAAUGCUCGGCUCGUACGCUCUCCAUCGCGAGAUCCACCUCCUCCCUGAUCUCCAGCUUGAUAUGGUUCGCACCUUGACGGUGGAUCUCGAUCUACCCCUCGGUGUUGUUGCGCCGUUUCGAGUUGAUCAUCCGUUGAUUCGGAAGUUGGAGGAGUAUACCGUGGAGGUUCGGGAUACUUCUUCCUCUACUGGAGAUAUAAAGACUACCCCUCUACUCUCCCUCAGUUCAAUGAACGAUACUCUUUCCAUGCUGGUCAAUGCAGGCCCCCUUCCAGACGAACUCGUCCGACUCACCUCCCAAGCAGGUCUGCCUUUAAUGGGCUCCUCUGCCAAUCUAUCCGGUCAAGGCACAAAAGUGCGUGUCAGCGAUAUCGAGCCUGAGAUUCUUGCCGCCGCAGAUAUAGUACUUGAUUACGGGCUAUGUCCGUUGCAUUGGCCGCGAGCGUCGUCCACCAUGUUUGACUUUAAAACCAUGCGUGUCAUCCGGUUCGGGGCUUGUUAUGAUGUCGUGCAGGAUGCUUUGCGACGCUUCUAUGGGCUCGACCUUCCUGAUGAUCCGGGAAAGCAGGUGUUGUUCUCUGGAAGGACGAACAGUAUGUGAUAUAGUGAAGCAAGUAUAAGCAGGUACACGUCCAAGUAGAUAUUCGCGUCUUCCUCGUGCUGUCUUGUAUCCGCAUUCAACGAGGCCGGCGCUAUCCGGUCGGAUUCAUCUGUCAGGCCUGUGCCUAUCUCUUCCGUUAGUUUCAUGAAUCAAUUGAUGUUGAUGAGAUGUGGAACAGGAGAAUGACUUGCAGAGUCAAUGCAUUGCAAUACGAACGACCCCCAACAUGCACAGCCUCAGGUCGGGCUUAGACCUUCAGAGGACAUGUACAAUGAACAUUUGUGACUUGU
Messenger RNA from Penicilliopsis zonata CBS 506.65, 1095 nucleotides. RefSeq lists its product as hypothetical. Gene Ontology annotation, molecular function: double-stranded RNA binding. The record is from RefSeq and is a predicted model, not a curated record. Lineage: Eukaryota; Fungi; Ascomycota; Eurotiomycetes; Eurotiales; Aspergillaceae. The transcript has a single exon. The coding region runs from base 41 to 805 and encodes 254 amino acids.